Messenger RNA from Myiozetetes cayanensis, 2535 nucleotides. It is a transcript of the gene NOAZFP, whose product is annotated as zinc finger protein 330. The record is from RefSeq and is a predicted model, not a curated record. Gene Ontology annotation, molecular function: zinc ion binding. The transcript is spliced from 9 exons. Bases 1040 to 2086 code for a protein of 348 amino acids. Gene Ontology annotation, cellular component: nucleus. NCBI's taxonomy places the organism in Eukaryota, Metazoa, Chordata, Aves, Passeriformes, Tyrannidae.
AUCACCUCAUCCUUAGCUGCUUUCUCAUUCCCAUGCUUGCUAAGCAAACACCCCUGCUGCCCCUUUGACUGUCUUCCCCCAUCAGAUUGUGCUAAUCUGGGCCUUGGCGGUGCUGGUUAGUUUGUUUUUAGUUUUCUUUUUAACCUGUAUCUGGUUUAGAACAGGACACCAACAACAGUUACAUCGUCAGAAAUAAGGAGAUGAUAAAGAUGGAGCCUAAGGAAGUGUCUGUGUUGAGAAGAGAAAUUCUAACAUCAGGCCACACCUUGAAUCUCUCUGUUGUCCAUUUCAUAGAGUCAGGAUAAUCCUUGCCUAAUUUAUUAUAAACACAAAGUAAACUAAGCAUGUGUGAGUACUGCACAGUUCAUUGUGGACAUGGCAAGAGAGCAGUGAUCUGAUUGUUUGCCUGAUGGUCUCACCGCUGUGUUGCACUGGUUCCCUCCUAGACUGUUAGAAUGGAACUAAAUGGACUUAACUAAGUGUAAAUCCUUUAUGGAAAACAGUGGUGUCUUCAAAGCAAUGUGUGCUCAUCUCUUCAUUAUUGGUAAUAUGCUAGAAUGAUAAAUAAGGAGUACAAACAUCCCUUUGUCAUAGCUCUUAAAUCUAUAUAAUGAGAUUUUGUUUUCUCAGCCUUCAUGAAGUGUGAAAUUUGCAUUUUUGCAGUACACCACUGUUUGCUUACCUGAAGAAUGCUUCUUAACUGACUGAAGCUGUUGCUGAGAAUAUGAUGUGAAAGAGGAGAUGAGCUGAAUAUUUUCCUUAUUAAACAGACAAAGCAAACCAAAACCAGAGGCCCAUCGCAAACAAGCCCACACAGUGGUUUCAUUUUUUUUCAAGACAAAACACUUCAAAGAUAGUUCAACAGAAAGUUGAGGACAGCAAAGUCUUUUUCAGAUCACAAGAUUCUUUAUGGUUCAUCACAUGGCUCUUCCUCAUGGACUGCCCCCUUUUUCUGCCUUUGAAAAGAAACUUUCAGAAAAGGAAAUGAAUGGAGAUGAAGCACAGUUAACCUGUGAACUCCAAGAUCCAAUUUUAGUGGAUGUGUCAUGUGUAUCCUCAUAUUUACAUACAUAAUUUUGUGUGCAUUCAUUACAUACCUAUUUUCCCCCCACAGAUAGUGAAUAUGCCUAAAAAGAAGACUGGUGCUCGUAAGAAAGCUGAGAACCGUCGAGAACGUGAAAAGCAGAUAAGGGCUUCGAGAGCCAACAUAGAUUUGGCCAAACAUCCUUGUAAUGCUUCAAUGGAAUGUGAUAAGUGCCAAAGACGACAGAAGAACAGAGCUUUUUGCUACUUCUGUAACUCUGUUCAGAAAUUACCCAUUUGUGCACAAUGUGGAAAAACCAAAUGCAUGAUGAAGUCUUCAGACUGUGUUAUAAAACAUGCUGGUGUGUAUGGUACUGGACUAGCAAUGGUGGGUGCAAUCUGUGAUUUCUGUGAAGCUUGGGUGUGUCACGGGAGGAAGUGCCUCAGCACACACGCGUGUAUCUGCCCUCUCGCAGAUGCAGAGUGUAUUGAGUGUGAAAGAAGUGUCUGGGACCAUGGAGGCAGAAUAUUCGCCUGCUCUUUUUGCCAUGAUUUCCUCUGUGAAGAUGAUCAGUUUGAACAUCAAGCCAGCUGCCAAGUUCUGGAAGCAGAGACAUUUAAAUGUGUGUCCUGUAACAGGCUUGGGCAGCAUUCGUGCCUGCGUUGUAAGGCUUGUUUUUGUGACGACCAUGUGCGAAGUAAGGUCUUCAAGCAGGAAAAAGGAAAAGAGCCUCCUUGCCCUAAAUGUGGCCAUGAAACUCAGCAGACAAAGGAUCUGAGCAUGUCAACGCGCUCCCUGAAGUUUGGCCGACAGACUGGAGGAGAAGAUGCAGAUGGAGCUUCUGGUUAUGAUGCCUACUGGAAGAACCUCUCCUCCAGCAAGGCUGGAGAGGCAGGUGACCGUGAGGAUGAAUAUGACGAAUACGAAGCAGAAGAUGAUGAUGAAGACAAUGACGAGGGAGUGAAGGAUUCGGAUUCUGAGACCACAGAUGUCUUCAGCAAUUUGAAUUUAGGAAGGACCUAUGCUAGUGGGUAUGCACAUUACGAGGAAUCAGAAGAUUAAGCCUAGUAUGGUGGGAAGCUAAAAACACUUGGAAGGAGCCAAGCAAUGCUUCACUGAGUUGUGUAUGCACCAGUAGGAUAGCUCUAUCAGGUACUUACAUGUCAAAGUUAGAGAAUUAAGAGUGUGGGACUUCUGCUGUAACUCCAAGGGGGACUUUUCUUUUAUAUGAACCAACGGUUUUGGGACUGGGGGAGAAAAUCAGAGUAUUUUUGUUCCCCUAAGCAGCAGAAGGUCAUGUCCUUGAGUUACUGAGUAUAAUGGUUCAAUGCCAUUUUCUCAUAUCAACACAGGAAUGUGGGAGAGCUGUAGAACUUGCUUCCAUUUGCUCAUCAGAGAUUAAGUUAUUUUUACAAUCAUUUUGUUAACUGAUUUCAUACAUUAAUGCAGUGUUGGGUUGGUGACUGCAUUUUUUUCUGGUCUGCACAAUAAAAGUCAACUGCAUUCUCUAA